This is a messenger RNA of Plectropomus leopardus (leopard coralgrouper), 1257 nucleotides long. RefSeq names its product proteasome 20S subunit alpha 4 (gene psma4). Lineage: Eukaryota; Metazoa; Chordata; Actinopteri; Perciformes; Serranidae. The record is from RefSeq and is a predicted model, not a curated record. Gene Ontology annotation, biological process: ubiquitin-dependent protein catabolic process. Gene Ontology annotation, cellular component: proteasome core complex; proteasome core complex, alpha-subunit complex.
CAAGAUCGUAACACACAUCGUUUUAUUCGACGUUAACGUCUUAUUUCUUGGUUCGUGCGUGAAAUAUUUAUUUUAAAAAAGACCAAGCUUGCAGAGUGUGGGAGCAUCAACAGCAGCGGUUGCUAGCUAAAAUUUUGUUGAUUCAUCUCCGUUUGUAUCACAGUUUAGCUAAAGAUGAGCCUUUUUUCAGUCGAAAACCCGAACAACAUGAGCUCAUUUAGAGUUUAACAUCAACCUUAGACAGUGUUUAGUUGGUUACGUUAAUUAUCAAGCGGUUGGACAAACAUUAGCUGUCUCGGUUUUGUCUCUUUCACUUUCACAACCAGCCGCAGAUGAACAAGAUAUUGUCCGACAAGUUUGACUGCAGUCUCCAAACAUGUCCCGUCGAUAUGAUUCAAGAACUACCAUCUUCUCACCAGAGGGGCGUCUGUAUCAGGUUGAAUAUGCCAUGGAGGCCAUCGGCCACGCCGGCACCUGCCUCGGGAUUUUAGCCAAUGAUGGCGUGCUGCUGGCAGCUGAGAGGAGGAACAUUCACAAGCUGCUGGACGAAGUGUUUUUCUCAGAGAAAAUCUACAAGCUGAAUGAAGACAUGGCGUGCAGCGUGGCGGGAAUCACAUCAGAUGCCAACGUAUUGACAAAUGAGCUGAGGCUUAUAGCACAGAGGUACCUGCUGCAGUACCAGGAGCCGAUCCCCUGCGAGCAGCUGGUCACUGCUUUGUGUGACAUUAAACAGGCCUACACUCAGUUUGGAGGAAAGCGACCGUUUGGAGUCUCGCUGCUCUACAUGGGCUGGGAUAAACACUAUGGCUUCCAGCUUUACCAGAGCGACCCCAGCGGAAACUACGGAGGCUGGAAGGCCACCUGCAUAGGGAACAACAGUGCUGCGGCUGUUUCCAUGCUGAAGCAGGACUUCAAGGAGGGGGAGAUGACACUUUCCACCGCCCUCGCUCUUGCCAUUAAAGUUCUCAAUAAAACCAUGGAUGUCAGCAAACUGUCUGCAGAGAAAGUGGAAAUCGCCACUCUGACCCGCGAGAACGGUAAAACCUGCAUCAAAGUGCUGAAGUUGAAGGAAGUCGAGGAGCUGAUCAAGAAGCACGAAGCCGAAGAGGCCAAAGCCGAGAAAGACAAGAAAGAGAAGGAGCAGAAAGAGAAGGACAAGUAGAGACGCUGUCCUACACUUUGUCAGAGUUUUGUGUGUGAGACUGAAUGUACGUUUUCAGGUGUGUUUGAAUUUGUGUUGUUUAUUAAAAUAAAUCC